This is a messenger RNA of Bombus huntii, 381 nucleotides long. RefSeq lists its product as uncharacterized. NCBI's taxonomy places the organism in Eukaryota, Metazoa, Arthropoda, Insecta, Hymenoptera, Apidae. The record is from RefSeq and is a predicted model, not a curated record. The transcript has a single exon. The coding region runs from base 1 to 381 and encodes 126 amino acids.
AUGACGGUUGCCUCUUGGAAAACUAUCAAGCUUGAGGAAGAGUGGAGACGGUUCCGACUCGCCCAAGAGGAUUUAGAUGACCACGGCGAAGGAGAAUCCACGUUGGAAGCAGAUACGUUACGCACUUACGUAUCUCUGGGAGCUCGCUUGACCAAACUGAUACUGGCUGAGCAACCAUCAACCCGGUCGACUCCCAGCGAUGAGUCAUCUGUGAUCUCGAAUCCAACAGCGAUUAAAUUACCAGAUCUUCGGCUCCCCACUUUCGAUGGAAACUUUGAAAAAUGGAACACAUUUUACGACACCUUUUGCUCAACUGUAGAUCAGAACAUUCUUCUCACGGACGUACAGAAGCUUCAUUACCUACGGUCUGCUCUCAAAUGA